GUAGGAAGUAGAAUGAGAGUAAGGAGGAGAGCAACAUGUGGAGUUGAUGUCUAUCUGUAACCAUGCAAGUACUACUUACCAAUAAGAAAUUAAAAUACAUAAUCUUCAUACUGCAUGAUUCAUUGAAGUAAAGAUAUGUACAUCAGGACAUAAUAACUGGCGACGAGGAUAAACUUUUAACUACUUACACUCAGCUACUGUACAUUCCUCUUAGUCACCAUGGCUGACAUGCUAGCAUUAAUCCCUCAGUUUCUGCAUACUGAUGCCCCUCAUGCAGCAGAGUUAUGGAGAAAAUGGCUUUCCCAGUUUGAUCACUAUAUUGAAGCUAUGGGGGUUACUUCUGAUAACAAAAAAGAAAAGCAUGCUUCUUCUCAGUGCUGGCUCCAAGAUUUAUGAACUGUAUGAUACUUUGCCAGAGGCAGACACCAGGGAUUAUAACAAAUGCAGGGACUCUCUGACUGCCUAUUUUGCCCCAAAAUGCAGCCUGUCACAUUCAAAAUACCUAUUCAGGACAGCUAUGCAACUGCAAACUGAAUCUGUUGAUGCAUACAUUACUAGAUUACGGAUUCUUGCCAAAACGUGUCAGUUCCAUGAUGUAGAGGAUGAAAUUAAGCAGCAGCUAAUCGCAUUUGGCACAUGUGGAAAGUUGCGCAGACGUGCUCUUAAAUCUGAAAUGACACUGACUGAGCUGCAGCAAUAUGCUAGAAGUCUAGAACUUUCAGAGACACAUGCUAAAGACAUGGAGAGGGGCAUGACCCAGCUGCAAGUGUGCAAUAAAUUACACACUGACACAAGUACCAUUCCGGAGACAGGGAAAUCUAGAUCAUGUUACAGGUGUGGACGCUCCUAUCCACAUUCAGGAGACUGUCCUGCCACAGGUAAAAUUUGCACUGCAUGUGGCAAAAUUAAUCACUUUUCCUCUGUUUGUAAAUCUAAGGAAAUCAAGUCUACACCUAGACAAUCUUCACAGAAGUUUAAAUCCAGGCGAAAGACAGUGCGUUGUGUGGAUCAACAUUAUGAUUCUACAGUGGAUCUGCCUGCAGAAUCAUCUGACAAUGAUGACAAGUCAGAAGGAUUUAUCUACAUGAUUCAUCAAGUUGGAAAAAACAAGGUCCAUCAAAAGAAGUCUGGAGCAGCAGAAGUGGGACUUCUGUAAGACACCACCACAAAAAACCUGUGGCAGCAAAGAAAGCAAGGUCUGAUGUCCAGGGCCAACCACAGCAGGCUACCCCGCCACGAAGAAUAUCAACAGUAUGUUCGGUCCCCCCACUCCAAAUUUUGGACACACCUCCAAGACGUCAACCACACUCCCCUCAUCUUGAUUCUUCUAGUCCUGGAAACAGCAUCCCUCCGCAACAACAGCAACACAGUGACAUGGAUGACACAAUAAUCUUAGAAAUGCAGCCAUUAAUCCAAGGAAUCAGCCCCCCAGCACCUGUGAGUACACCACCACAGCAAAGCACACCACCACCACAACACAGCCCAACAACACCAGUAACACAAGGCCCUGAUCAGGUAUUUUGGACCAUUUGGGCUAGACAGCAGGCCACUAAUGAAGAUUGCCUGCGUAGGCAGACACAAAUGUUUGCACGCCUACCAUGUCACCUCAGAAGAAUAACCAGAAAUAUGAGUAGACAAAAUGAACAAACCUCGAGAAUUGGCAAUACCAUGGAACUCAUGCGUGCAGACAUUACACAGGUCAUGGCCAACUUACAGCGCAUAAUGGAAGAACAGCACAGACUAAUGGAAGAACAGCACAGACAACAGCAAAGUUAUAUGAACAUUUUUUUCAAGACAAUCAAAAGAUAAAUGAAAGUUUAUUCCGAAUUGUAGACAAUCAAAAUGCUGCUACACGUGAACUCAAUGCCACCCUCACUAACCUGAAUGAAACACUCAGAUCCAUGCACCAACAGCAAAUAAGCAGCAGUUCUGAUACAACUACUCCAAAUAUCACGCCAGUCUCAUCACCAACAAGACGCUCCACCAGAGCACGACAACAUGACAUUGCUAAAGGCAAAGGGCAGGACAAGCAGGCACCCAAAAAAAAAUAACAACCAAAAAUUAAUUUAUACAUUUCUGAUUAGUUAAUCAAAAUAGUUAGUAAUUGUAUGUUUGCAAAAAUAUAUAUAACACUUAGCUCCUUGACAAUUUAUACAACAUCAUUAAUUAUAAGUGGUACAAACAACAACAUGAAAUGUGUACGCACAUUUAUUCUUUAACAUCUUUGAAUUUUUUUGGAGGAGGGUAAUGUUGUUAGAGCUGCACAUACAUGUUAGCAGGAAGUAACCAGACCACUUGAUUUUUUUCUAAUCAUUACUCUUUCUAGAUUCCAAUCAUUCUCCUAUCCUGCACACACAAUCAUUGAUAGGCAGCCACCAUAUGUUUAGCAGGAAGUAACCAGACCACUUGAUUUUUUUCUAAUCAUUUCUCUUUCUAGAUUCCAAUCAUUCUCCUAUCCUGCAGCCAAUACAAAUUACAAUGUGAUUGUUAACUCUUUUACAUUUCUUCUCUGUACAACAUUACAAGAUUAACACAAUUUAGUUGCCUAAAAAGCUUUUAAUAUGUUGACAAUGAAUUCAGAUAUUUCAGUGCCAAAUUGAAUGUCAUUAUUGUUGGGCCAUGUUUGUGUGUGUUAAAAAUGAGUAAUAAUGUUGUUACACAUGAUGCAAAAACCAAAAAAUAUGUAAUUUUUAACCAAAAAACUAAUAAUGUGUAUAAUAAUGGAUAUAUGUGGCAAACUGUGUAUUUACUGACAAAUCAGCAAGUUUACUGCA
This is a messenger RNA of Pseudophryne corroboree (corroboree frog), 2774 nucleotides long. RefSeq lists its product as uncharacterized. Gene Ontology annotation, molecular function: zinc ion binding; nucleic acid binding. The coding region runs from base 263 to 1156 and encodes 297 amino acids. The transcript has 3 exons. NCBI's taxonomy places the organism in Eukaryota, Metazoa, Chordata, Amphibia, Anura, Myobatrachidae. The record is from RefSeq and is a predicted model, not a curated record.